This is a messenger RNA of Cornus florida, 714 nucleotides long. Its product is annotated as agamous-like MADS-box protein AGL80. Gene Ontology annotation, biological process: positive regulation of transcription by RNA polymerase II. Gene Ontology annotation, molecular function: protein dimerization activity; DNA-binding transcription factor activity, RNA polymerase II-specific; RNA polymerase II cis-regulatory region sequence-specific DNA binding. The transcript has a single exon. Lineage: Eukaryota; Viridiplantae; Streptophyta; Magnoliopsida; Cornales; Cornaceae. The record is from RefSeq and is a predicted model, not a curated record. Bases 1 to 714 code for a protein of 237 amino acids.
AUGACUAGGAAGAAGGUGAAGCUAGCAUUCAUCACAAAUGAUUCAGCAAGGAAAGCUACAUACAAGAAAAGGAAGAAGGGACUGAUGAAGAAGGUGAGUGAGCUGAGCACCCUAUGCGGCAUUGAUGCCUGCGCCAUUAUAUAUAGUCCAUACGAGUCCCAACCCGAGGUUUGGCCUAACAACAUGGGAGUCCAACGCGUGCUUGCGCAGUUCAAGAGGAUGCCAGAGAUGGAGCAAAGCAAGAAGAUGGUGAACCAGGAGAGCUUCAUUAGGCAAAGGAUCGCGAAGGCGAAUGAGCAGCUCAAGAAGCAGCACAAGGACAACCGGGAGAAGGAGAUGACUGAGGUGAUGUACCAGUGCUUGACCGGGAGAGGGCUGCAGAAUUUGGUCAUGGCGGAUUUGACUGACCUAGGGUGGCUGAUUGAUCAGAACUUGAAGGAGAUUUACAAGAGGGUUGAGUCAUUGAAGAAAGUGGUUCCUACCCAAGUUGCACCGGUGGCGAACACGAGCAAUGAGACGGUGGUGAGGAAUGGAGUGCAUGGAAUGGAUCAGAAACCGGCUAUGGAGUUGGCCAUGGAGGCCAUGCAAAGGCCACAGUGGUUCACAGAGUGGAUGAACAACCCUAAUGAGCAUUUGGGGUUUGGUGGGGAUGAGAUUAUGAAUCCAUUUGGGGAUAACCAUAAUGCUAUGUGGUCUAGUGCGUUUUUUCCUUGA